AUGUGCAGCCCAGGUGGAGCAUACAGUAAGGGGUACAAGCCAAUGAACCACCAGGACUUUGUUCGUUCUCUGUCUGCCCGAAGACGCUAUUGGGCUCGCAGCUUCAUUGGCUGGCGGAGAUUUUCAGCUGCCCGGCCGGGCGCAGCGCACAGGGCACUAGCGCGGCUGCAUGAGAGGGGAAGACUGGCAGGCGGCAUUAUCACUCAGAACGUUGAUAGACUGCACCACAUUGGGGGAAGCCCAGCCCUUGAGCUCCACGGCACUACACAUGAGGUGGUCUGCAUGCAAUGUGGAGACAUUUCAUGUCGAAGAACCUUCCAGGAAAGGAUCAAAGGGGCCAACCCAGAGUGGGCAGCGGCGGUGGAGCAUUUGGAGGAGGGAAAGCCAGCAGGGUCAGACGAGUCGUUUGGCAUGCGGAGGCGACCAGAUGGGGAUAUUGAGAUUAGCGAGGAGGAGUGGGAGAGGCAUGGGGAGUUUAGUGUGCCGAGCUGUGGUGAAUGUGGUGGCGUGUUGAAACCCAAUGUAAGUAGCUUGCAUGCCAACCAAUUGCAUUUCCAUGUUUUGUUUCAAGGCGUCUCAAGAAUCGGUUGA
Messenger RNA from Closterium sp. Yama58-4, 591 nucleotides. The record is from the annotation of a GenBank genome assembly. NCBI's taxonomy places the organism in Eukaryota, Viridiplantae, Streptophyta, Zygnematophyceae, Desmidiales, Closteriaceae.